CGAAUGGACGUUUUAUGACCUGUUAGGCGGAGCUCUCGUUAUCAAAUAAUACAACUGAAAAGAUAGUUCUAUGGUACAAAUAGGAUUGUAACAUUUCAGACUUCCCUUGCGUCAUCAGUGGCGACAGAGUUCUCUUGAUUGACCCUCAACAGUCUACAGAGAAGGUAAAUGCUACCCUUGAUCUUUGUGCUCUAGAAGAUUAUAGUGAAGAAGGACUAGAUGCGGAAGCGUUUUGGAAUGCCUUAGAGAAUACGUUUGGCCUGUGUAAAAGUACGUUGAGAGAAGAUGGUUUUCAAGGAACUCUGUUUUGGUUCCCGCUUCGUGAAAAGACUUCCGAACUAUCAGAAACACUGUACAAUGAGACAAAGGUAAACAAUUUAUUUGACUCCUUUAAACUGGAAGCUUCAAAUAUUUUGCUUUUUCUGAAGAAUGUUGAACAAAUAUCAUUGCAUUUCCGAGACACUGAAACAGCAGUAGAAGAAAAACUUAAAACCGAAAUAGAAGACCGGGAUGGUACAGUAAGACAAACCCGGCUUGCGUUUAAAAAACAUAUAGAGGACGUGAAUUCAACCCCUGAAAGCGCUGAUGUACAUUUAACUUUGCAAAUGGUUAUACAUACGGCAUCUGAAGACACAGUUAAAAGUCAAGAAUGGCUGGUUGUUAACUACUUUAUAAGAGAAAGUGCAUCGGAAGGCUUCAGAGAUUUGAUACAAGACAGAAACCUAGGAUACAGCCCAUAUGUUGGAGUAGCGACCCCGCUGCAUGGAAUGUCAGAAGAAUUUGAGGGACAUGUGUUUUGUUUUCUGCCAUUGCCGAGAGAAGGUGAAAGAUUGACAGGGUUACCAGUGCACGUGAAUGGAUUCUUCGCGCUUAGCCAGAAUAGGCACCAUAUGAAGUGGGAGACCGAAGAACAGGAAGGAAAGCAAAUAGAUGACAAGUCUAUUUUGUGGAACAAAGCUUUAAUUGAAGAAGCUCUUCCGAAAGCCUAUGAAAUGUUAGUAUUAGAAGCUAUCAAAAUUGCAGAGAAGAAUUUAAACGAAGAAGCGUUUGUAACAGCCGUAUACAACACGAUGCCUGUAUGCCAAAACUCAACAAGAAAAACGCACAAAAGGUGGAUGGUGCUCGAAAAUAAACUUUAUGAAAAGCUCGAAAAUAGAAAUAUAGUUUAUGCGGCGCAGACAAACGAGUGGAUUGUAUUAAACAAAGCAAUCUUUUCAAUGUUUAGGACAUUGCCCGGGAAUGAAAUUGGUACUUCAAUGCAGGAGGCCAUCACUAAAUGCUUGCACAAAAUUGGCCUUAAAUACGCCAAAGUGCCAAACUCAUUGUUUGACACAAUGCAGAUGCAUUUUCCAUACAUAAGGGACCUAACUCCGUCGUCCUUAGUGGUUCAUUUACAGGAACGAAACCAGUACAGAGAAAUGACCUGUGAAGACAAAACACAUAUUUUGGCCUAUUUGCUACUAGAGGAAGCCAAUUCAGUAAAUAUUAGAAACCUAGAGCUUUUACCAUUGGCCUCUAACCGUUGGACUGUAUUCAAUAAAACAAGUGAUCCCGUAUACCUGUGUACAGAUGAAGCUGUGAAGAUGUUUCCGCGCUUGGAGGACAAACUUGUGAUGGAAUCAAGAAAGCUUGGAGUGCCACUGUCGGAGAACAUUGAAAGCAUAUGCAAAUCAGAGACAUACCAGAUACAGAGGCUGAACGUUGAGUGUGCAAAGACUCUGCUGAAGCAAACAAUAGUUAACCACAUUGGAUCCGAUACGAAUGUUCGUUUGACCAGGAAUUCAAGCCUGACAGGUCAAUGGUUAGAAAACGUUUGGCAUGUGCUCAUAGACAAAAAUAUGGUAAAGUAUUUCAAAGAUAUUCCUCUAGUUCCUAUAUUGAUGCAAGGAAGCUGGAUUGAUCCACAUAUUAUAGAACUAGUGAGACUUUCAGAGUUCAUUAUUGUAAAGGAAUCAGAAGACUCUGUCCUUGAAGACGGAUUAUGUAACUGUCUACUUGCGAUGAAAGUAAAGGUAUUGCCAAGCCUUCCAGAGUGGAUCCGUUUUGAAUCCAUCCAAGAAUUUGUUUAUCGGCCGACAAAAGAAAGCCUUGCUUCCCUGUUAGGCGCAGUGUACAAAAAGACGGGAGAUAUUGCUGUAUCAGAGUUUAAUAUAGUAAGCCAAGUUAACAGCCAAAUAAGGGAAGCACUGACCCAGUUUGCAUCUACCCUCGCUUACAUAGACAAAGAUGUAGUGAAAUUGCUCCGAAAGCUGAGAUUGUUUAGAGCCGUGCAUACCAUAGACGACAAAGGUCAAUAUACUGCUAUAGCCGAUGUGCCUCGAUAUAUACAUGAGGAUAUAAACUUCCCUCCCGGAGUUGAAUUGCCAUUCAACUGCAUAAAGCUGAGCAGUUCUGACUAUAACAUUAUAAAGCAUCUGGGAGCGGAGAAUAUUUCGACAGAAUCCCUUGUUCUGAGUACCAUCCAAAACUUACUUUUGCAUAAAAAACAUGAUCAGAUCUCAAUGUUCAUGAAAUAUUUUAUGGAAAACUUCAAUUUAUUUGAAGCCAAUACCGCCAUAUGUGAUAAUGCUUCACAUUUACCUUUUUUAAAAGUAGGGACAGAACUUCACAAACCUUCGGAUCUUUUUGAUCCCUCCAGUUCAUCACUACAAAGAUUACUAAUUGGAGAAUCGCUGUUUCCGGAAAACCCAUGUGAAUACAACAACGACGAAAUUCGGACGUUAAUAAGGCUUGGUAUCAAAGGAAAAGACAAAAUAGAUGCUUCUAUUAUGCUACAAGUUGCAAAUACACUUGGUAGUUGGUCCAAAGAUGAUCAAAAAUCCUAUGAUUUGACAAGGAAGGCUGUCGAAUUUCUGGAAAAUUUAGUUCACCAUCCUAACUUGUUAGAUAACUUUUGCAACGGAACAACUACUCUGGGGAAUGCUUUAAUGUCAGUUACCUGUAUCCCAGUCAUACAGAAUUCACCUGUAGAUUACCCUGAAGGUUUGCCGUGGUUUUCAAAGAGAGUGAAGAUUUGUAAACCAGAAGAAGCGAAAGUUGUAGAAUGGAGUCUUUUAGCAGGAGCUACAGUACCAAUGGUUGAUUGUGCUUCAGACAAAAUAGUUCAUAUGUUCAAGUGGAAUGUUGCUCCAAAGAUGGAUAUUGUUUUGCAACAGUUGGCCUUUAUUCGUCAACAUUACAAUGUCCAAAACAAACCAGAUUAUAUGCGUGCAGUCCAGAGAAUAUACAAACACCUGAAUCAAUUUAGAGAUGAAGUUUCUAAAUUUCGGAAUACACUGGAAAACAAUGCAGUGGUAUGGACUGGUUUUGGCUUUGAAUUACCCAGGAAUGUCAUUGUUACAAAACGAGAACAAGAUUUGGAUCUGAAGCCAUACUAUUGUAAUUUACCUGAAGAAAUCCGGGAUAUGGACGACUUGUUUCUGCAUUUAGGAUGUCGUCCUGAAGAAAACAAUGAUAUUUUAUUAAGUGUUUUGCACAGCAUUAAGUUGAAGUAUGAAUCUUCUACUGAAUCAUGCGAAUCUUCUUUGUCGAAAGACUCAAAUAUUGUACUUGAAAUUUUAAAAGUACUUGCCUCAAGACGGAGAGAUGGAAGUCUUGACAUUGAUGAUACAAAACUGCUCAUGUUAGUGGAAAGCCAAUCGUUAGAAAAACUUUCUUUACAAUAUAUUUCGGACUGUAUAUUUGAUGAUGAUCAGGACGAACUUGAUCAAGAGGAACAGAAAAUAUUUUAUAUUGUCAAUGAGGUUGUACCAGUAUCUGUUGCUAGAGAUCUCGGGGUUAAGUCUAUAAAGAGGAAAACAAUUUUAGGGGCGGCUGAAGAGUUCAGCUUUGAAGAAUGGGGACAACAUGAGUCACUUACAACUAGAAUUAAUACGUUGCUCAGAGACGGAUACAAAGAUGGUUUAUCAGUUCCAAAAGAGGUUGUUCAGAAUGCGGAUGAUGCAGGUGCAACUGUCGUAAAAUUUCUUUACGACGAAAGACAUAAUAGUGACGCAAAGAAGAAGGAGAAACUGUUUAGUUCAGAUUUAAGAGAAUGCCAAGGUCCUGCUCUAUGGGUGUAUAAUGAUUCUCAGUUCACAGAACAGGAUCUAGAGAAUAUUACAAAAUUAAACGGUGCGACAAAAGCUGAUUAUCAAGACAAGAUUGGAAAAUUUGGACUGGGAUUUUGUUCUGUCUACAACCUUACGGACGUUCCUAGUUUCAUCUCCGGGAAAGACAUGGUCAUGUUCGACCCACAUGAGACGUAUUUAGAGGAGGCAAGGCAGACACGCGGAACAGGACUGCGGGUCAGAUUAUCAAAACGAAAUUUGAUACGACGGAAUAUUGACCAGUUCAAACCUUACAGUUCUGUUUUUGGUUGUAAUUUAUUGGAACCAAAUUUUACCGACUUCAGUGGUACUUUGUUUAGGCUGCCAUUGCGAACAGAAGAUCAAGCAGUAAAAAGCAAACUUUGUGACGAAGCAUACACGAAAGAAGAAGUGUCGGCUCUCUUAAGUAAAUUUGUAGAAAAUGCUGGAAAUAUACUUUUAUUUACACAGAAUGUGAAGACUUUACAGAUUUAUCACCUUUCGAGAGAUCAAACAGAUCCUUCUAGGGCAAAGCUUCUCUUCAACAUUGACAAACAUAUUGAACAAAACUCCCACGAUGAAACUGCUAGAUAUGCACAGAGCAUCUUGAAACGUAUACCUUCUAUUCUUAAAAAUAACAAGGACUUUACUGAAAUCCAGCACGUUGAAAUUAGUCAACAACUGUUUGAAAGCUCAUUUCUGAAAACUAGAUCUAAAGUGUCAAAUUCAGUAUCAGUUGAAACAAAAUGGAUAGUUUCAUGGGCUCUAGGUAAAAAUGAGUCUCUCAGGCUUUCAAAAAAGAUAUCGGAAAAGGGAGCAGUGCCACUGUCUGCUGUUGCUGUACCAAUGAGAGAUAAAGACAAUACAAUACCUCUGACGCUGGAUGAUGUUCCGAUUGGCUUUUACAACAAAGGACAUUUAUUUUGUUUCCUACCACUUCCAAUCACGACAGAUUUACCAGUACAUGUAAAUGGCUGUUUCAGUGUUACUUCAGACAGAAGAGGUCUUUCAUGCUUAACAGAAGAUGACAAAAAGAAAGGGGAUAAUUAUAUGUGGAACCAGGCGUUAAUGGAAGAUUCCUUAGUUCAAAGUUACGUAGAGCUAUUGAUGUUCCUAUCAACAAGAUGUUCUGACAGUUAUAGCUACCAUUCACUUUGGCCUUUAGUUGGAUCUGAUGAUGUCCAGGUGUUCAAAGGAAGCUUUUACAAAACCCUCAUUUUGGAUAAACCAAAGUUAUUUCGAGGAGCACAAGGCUGGCUUUCGGUGGAUGAAGUUGUCUUUUUAGACCCAGCUAUUCGAUGCAAUGAUAUUAUUGGAGACACAGCUUUUGACCUUGUGUCCUCCAUGCCAAUCAGACCAGGUAAAAAUAUUGUUGAAAUACCACACCAUGUCUUACUAGCAUUGCAAGAUUGUAAAUGUGACAGCAAAACAAUUGUUUCAGAAGCGAUGAUAAAAGAAGAAGAACUGAUAGUACAUUUCUUGACAACAUUAGACUCUGUGUUUUGGCAACACCAGUUAGACGAAAGGAACAAAUUGAUAUUGUACGCGUUAAACAUGGAUAGUAAGAAGGUAUUCACAAAGUUACAGGAGACGAGAUGUAUACCUUCUGAACCAAACAAUGUUCUCUGCAGGCCAAAUGAACUUAUCAAUCCUAAGUCAGAUAUAGCCGAUAUGUUUGAUGUGGUUGACGGGCGAUUUCCGUUAAAGGCAGGCGGAUUCUGUGAGAGCAAAGUGAUUGUACAACUGAUUAACCUUGGUAUGAGUGAUAAGUUUCUUCCAAACGACAUGUUACUACAAAAAUGCAAAUCAGUCGAGGAAUUAUGUACAGUAUGCGGGAGCUGUGCUAAACAAAGAUGUGUCAGAAUUCUCAAAUAUUGUGGAAAAUGGGAAGUGAUAAAAUAUUUAGAAAAAGAUAUUAACACAUUAAACAAGCUAAAACAUAAUCUGUUAUUGCCUGUUCUACCGUAUCCAAGCGGCUGGAAAUUUUCAUGGAAAGGAAACAGUUUAGAAGAACACACAUCAAACGCGAACUGUGGAAAUCAUCAGUACGACGUAGAAACUUGUGUAAGAUUUGAAAAGCCAAUUAACUUGUUCAGGGAAUCGUUUCACAACUGCAUUGGCAGUGUAAGUAGCUUUGUGAAUGAAAAGUAUUUGAAAAAGAAAUAUUCCGUGCCCGAACGUUUGUUUAUAGCACUAGGUGUAAAGAGCGAGCUAACGGUAGAGCUACUUCUGCAGCAGCUGAUACUAUUGUCUGAUGAGUAUGUUAGUUCAGAGCAGCAGUUUAGCAAUUUGGAGGCGAUAUCAAAAUCAGUUUAUGAAAGGCUUGCGCAGCUUACUGGAGAUAAAUCUGAAGAAGAAAUUUCAAAAAUGCAAUGUUUUCUGAACUCAAGAGAGAAAGCGCUUAUAGUUAUCGGUAAAGAACUUGUCAUGCCAUGUAAAGUAGCAUUUAAGGUGAAAACAGAGUGCUCGCCAGAAUUGUAUUGUCUAAGAGAAUUCGACUACAAGAAAAAAAAGGUGUUUAAAGCACUUGGAGUGAAAGACAUGUUUUCUGUUGACUAUCUUCUUUCGGUAUUACUGCGAUUGUACAAGACAUGUUUCCAGCAUAUAUGCACGGAUAUAGACUUGGCCACAAGUUUGCUGCUUAACUUGUGCGAAAGUAUGAAAUUGGAAGGAGUCACUUAUAAUGAUUUGAAAGAAAGUGCAGCAAAUAUUGCUGCACCAGAUUCGGACGGGGUUCUUAGACCAACAAGCGAACUAGUAAUAGAAGAUCCAGCUUACAAGUCAUCUGCUACACUUCACAUCUUGCAUGGAAACAUCCCGCCAGAUACAGGAAGAGCACUAGGUGUUAAGUCGAAACAAAGGAAAAUAGUAGAAUUCUUUUCAAGCGGAUUCUUUGUUCCAUUUGGACAGAACGAGAGUUUAGUAACAAGAUUGACUGGCAUAUUACAAGAUUAUCCAUGUGAUUCAAGUAUCAUGAAAGAAUUAAUUCAGAAUGCUGAUGAUGCGGGAGCAACAGAAAUAUAUUUUAUUAAGAAUUACGCAAAUCAUUCUACAAAGAAGAUAUUUGGAAAGGAGGGACUCCAAGGCCCUUCUCUGUGUAUAUUUAACGAUAGCUAUUUCACUGAAGAAGAUUUUCAUGGCAUCAGAAACCUUGGUAUUGGGAGUAAGCGUGAGGACCCAUUAAAAACUGGUCAAUAUGGCAUUGGAUUCAAUGCUGUGUACCAUUUGACUGACGUACCAUCUUUUCUCACUAAAGGCCCAGGACUAGGAAAAGGUGGUCAGUUGUGUAUAUUUGAUCCCAUGAUGGAGUAUUUGGAGGGUCAUAUAACAAAUGAAAAUCCAGGUAUUAAAUGUGACGCUGAACUUAUGGAAGAAUCGUUUCCAGAUAUGUUACAUGGUUAUCCUGUUAUAUCAAAUAUCGAAACUUCUGGAAAGGGUACUAUAUUCAGACUACCCUUGAGGCAGUCCAGGUCAGAUAUUAGUAACAAUGUUGUUUCAGUUGAAAGAAUGGAUGAACUGAUUGAGACUUUUAAAAAAGAUAUGUUUGAAAGUCUGCUUUUUUUGAAAAGUAUCAAGUGUAUAAAAGUUUUAAACAACACAAACGGGAACAUGAUUGAAGAAUUUUCUGUAGGGACAAAACUUUCAGAGAAAGAUGAUAUCACACGUAAGAAAUACUUUUCCAGCGUCAAGGAAGUGGUUAAAGCCAAUAUUGAUAACCGACAUCUGAACCUUUGCAUGCAGCCAAUAGAAUCAUCGUACAGAAUUGAAAUCGAAGAUACGACAGGCAGGAAAGAGCGAUGGUUGAUUGUAAAUAGGUUUGGAAUUAAAAGGACAGACGAAAAAUAUUCUGCUGUCAUAUCUGCUUUGAAAGGAAAAGACAUUGGUCUUAUGCCAGUAGCAUCUGUAGCUUUACUUUGGCCUAAAGACGACUGGAAGAACUGUUUGGACAGACAAAGCCAUCAGACUCACGGGAAAGAAGACGUCAGAAAAGCGUUCUGUUUUCUCCCUCUUCCUUUACCAACAGGAUUACCACUUCAUGUGAAUGGUCAUUUCGCACUAGAUAAGGCCAGGACCAAGCUGUGGAACGAAGGAAUAAGAAAAAAUUGGAACGAAUUUGUGAUAGAAGAAUUGUUAAGCAGAACAUAUAUAUCAGCUAUACAGUUCUUCAAAAAAGAAUUUGUUUUCCAACAUUUACAUGUGUUAGACAAAAAGAUCAGGUCAGCAGCGUUUGAAAAGUAUCAUGAACAUUUUCCACACUGGGAGAAGGCAACAGACUCAUACUGGAAAUCUCUUGUCGGCAAUUUUUAUCGAAUAGUUAUUGGAGAAGAGUUUGAGAUAUUCCCCUCCAUUCGUGCUGCUAAAGUACAUACCGGUAGUGAUCGACCUACUGGAGAUGUACAAGAAGUUCAACUGGAUUGGGUAUCGCUUUCCAAAUCAGAGAACGAUUUUAGGGGCACGUUCAAUGUAAUUAGGCCUGAAAAGUCAUUUUACAUAGAAUAUGCGAAGUCCGUUGAAACUACAGUUAAGAAAAUGGGUAUGAAAGUAAUUGAAACACCUCUAUGGGUGAGCCAUUCAAUUAGAACGUCUGGCAUUGAAUAUAUUCCAGCGAGCACUCCAGAAUCGGUCAUUAAGUUUAUAAAAACAUUUGCUGACGGCAAUGAGAGUGCCUGUCAGCUUGGAGGAAUAAAUGUUUCUUUGGCAGAAACAGCGAUAUCUGAUCUAACAGCUCUGCAAAGCAUGCUUUGGUAUGUUACAAAAGAUAAGUUAUUCAAAGAGAAAGUCGAAGGUCUGCCUUUGUGUCUUGCUAACAAUGGUCUGCUGCAAAUUUUCUGUAAGCAUACCCCAAAGUUUUGUUCGGAUAUGUGUGAGGUUUUUACAGGAUCAGCUGAUCAGUUUAUACAUUCUCAAUUGGUGCAUCUGGUAGACCUAAAAGGGUACCAUGAAGCAGGGGUAAUAAAAUUCUUCGAAGUGACAGAUUUAGUUUCACACUUAGCUGGAACAUUUGAUCCGAGAAUUUUGGCAACUGGAAGUCACGUGAUGUGGAAUAAGCAGUCUGGUAUUCCUAUAAAACCCGAUAUCCUGAAAAAGAUAUUUCAAUUCAUAUAUAACAAGUCAUUGAAUGUGGAUACAAAACAAAUCAAUCACAAUGUGUUUCAAAGUAACGUUCGAAAGUUGAAUACUUGGUCAUUGAUGCCGUCGUGUUACGGCUAUGGGUCUGAGAGUACAUUUGAGAUUGUGCCUGUUUGCCAAACAUCUCAUCUUUUUCACAAAAGUUAUGGAAACGAUGACCUGUGCAAAAUAAUAGAAAAGUUCAACAUUCCCCACCUCGAUACAUCAGCGUUUCCAGAAAAUGGAAAACACUUGACAUACGCACUACAAAAACUAUUGCCUUCAACUGAACUUCCAGUAGAAUUGCUAGAGUGUUUGUUUUAUUACAAAACAAGAAUUCAGGCAAGUACAUUAACCCGGGAAGAAAGUAUUGCAGUGCUGAGUUACUUUAAUGAUAAAAUAAAUCAGAUGAAGCAAAAACGUAAUGAAACUGAUUUACGGAACAUGCUUAAAAACCUCCCUCUCUAUGUGUCUCAUCAGGGGGGAAUUUUAAGCAUCGAAGGAUAUAGUGACAUCGUGGUAUUGCCGUUUGGAAUCCCUACAGCGGGAAUUCAUGUAUGGGCACAGGCAACCGGCAUAUUACUUCUAAGAGACACGGAAAAACUGCUGAAAUUAUAUCAGUUGUUAAAUCUUCCUAGAAAGACGAACCUGGAAGUAUAUGUUGAGAAAAUCUUACCACAUUUCCAUAACCUUCCAAGGAACACGUGGAUUACGCAUAUCAAGUAUAUGAAGGAGAGACUAUUGAGAACAUCUUUUCACCAGAAACUUGAUGAGAAGCAGUGUUAUCUUGUGGAGCAACUAAAAGGUUUAGCGUUUGUCAAAGUCUUUGAAACAGACAAAAGGGUAAACGAGCUUUAUGAUCAUUAUCAUCCAGUUUUCACAUGUAUGCUGACUGAAGACUGCUUUCUGCCACAAGAAUACAGAGAGUAUUCCUGGACCGAAUUUAUGGAACUUUUGGGACUUAUAAAGGAGCCCACCGACGAAAUGUUGAUACGUUUUGUACAUAGUUUGGAAGCUAAAAUCAAUAACCCUAUUAACGAUGUGACUGUGAAACAGUCUAGGGCACUGAUUGAUUGUCUUUUUAACGGAGAAUGGGCAGAUCAAACCUUGACACGAAUAAAAGGUGUACGAUUUGUUGUACCAUAUAAAGUUGAUUUGGAAAGACUGAAUAUAGCCAGUCAGCCUGGUAAAGGAGAUAUACUUAUUUGCUUGUCUGGGGCAGUAUCGUCCGUACACGCUGAUUAUUGUUGGUCUAGUCUUAAUCUCCUUUUGCGUGUUCCGACUUCAACAGAAAUGUUACAAAGUCUUGGCAUAUAUGAAUAUCCACCUAUCGACACUGUUGUUCAGCAUUGUCAGAACGUGACUGGUAUCUUUAAAAAAGAACUAGAUAAACAAAUACCUGGCGUUCGUCCUUGCUUCGUAAAAAAACAAAUGGAAUUACUUUAUGAAGUGUUACUUAAACACUUCCAUCCUACAAUGCAAAGGAAAUUUCAAGUCACUCCUUUAGUUUUCCAUCCGGAGGAUAAAAAGAUGCUGCAAGUCAAACAAAUUGUUAUCAGCCUUUCAGAAGACGAAGAAGUUAGACCGUUUUUAUACAAACUGCCGAACUGUUUCGGACCGUUCGAGGACUUAUUCGUAAAGCUUGGCUCUCAUGACCGAGUGCUUUGUUCCCAUUACUCAGUGGUUUUAGAGACAAUCAAAGGGCAAUUUGGAAAUGGACCAUUGCCUCCUAAUCAGCUACUGUGUGUCAAAAGAGCUCUUGAAAAUAUUGUUAAGCGCAUAGAACAAGAAUCGAAUCCUCUUCAGGAUGUAAACUCAUUGUAUAUUCCAAAUCGGAAUCAAGUUCUUGUAAGCUCAAAAUCAUUGACUGUUUCAAACAAUGCUGAUGUGGAAGAACGACUGGACGGAAAAAUAGAAAUCCAGUUUUUCUUAGGAUUCAGAGAAAUGGACAUUGCAUUUGUUUCCGACCCGGUAUUGCCAUUUCAAAAGUGUCCAGAAAACUUGAAACCAGAUAUAUUGACAGAGGUGGUCAGGGAACAAGUUUUGAUCAAUGAUAUAGAGCGGAAAGAGUCUCUACUAGCUCAGAGAAUUGAGGUAUCCUUUAGAUCCCCCCUUUUUGUAGAAGGAAUUCUGCGACUUGUAAAACAUCAAAUGAAAUUAAAUGGAAGAAAUUUCAGUCGUGAUAUUGAAAAGUCGUUCAUGCUAAGUCUUACAAAUAUAAGAAUUUCAAAAGUGUCUGGACUCAAAACGUUCCUGACAUAUAAGGGAAAUAAAGUUGAUGGUACUGAUCGAAUUGCCUCUUGCUUCAUUCAGUCACGUGCUGUAAAUCACGACGAUGACGAAACCAAAGAACAUGAGUUAUUUUUUCAAAUGGAUGCGGAACAUGAUCUUUUAAUUCAGUUGAUAGAAGAAGAAAAUGGACUUGUGAAAUUAGUAGACACAUGUACCGAGGACAUACUUGAAAAACAAUUAUCACAGAAUAUCCCUUCGGUCCUUCGUUUGCUCGAAAAGCCUGCAGAAAUAAAACAAAAACUAGAUCGAUUAAGAAUUGAUGCUUAUGACCUUCCACAGGCUUUUACUAUGUCAGUUUUUCCUAAACCAGGAACUUAUGUUGAGGACAAGUUUCACCCAUUUUUAGAGCAAAGCAUUUCACCGAUUAAGACGCACGAAUUCAUGUAUGUUGCUCUUGAAAUUGAAGACGCCGAUGAUUCCGGUGACCCUGUUUAUAUAUAUGCUAAUGUAACAAGCGAAAACAUGAGAGGUCCAGGGCAGUCUGUUUUAAGUAUUACAUACAAAGUUGACGUUGGAUACCGCAGUGAUGGAUUUAUAACUGUACCGAUAUAUCGUCUGUAUAGAUUUAAACCCAAACAGCCAGAGGAAAUAAAUGCAUUAGUGGUUUAUGACAUUGAACCUAUAGGAUCUGUUCCUAUUGAUGAAAAUUUCCGUCGUGUAAGGCAAAUGCUGAUUGAAGCAUGGUCUUUGAAUGCAACGGAGCGAAAGAGAAUAAUACGUCGUUGUUUAACUAGAUGGCAUCCAGAUAGAAACAUGGAUCAUCGGGAAUAUGCUCAACGGCUCUUCAACUAUAUAAAUGAAAUUGUGGUAAAACUAGAAAACAAUGAGAUAAUUGAUGACACUUUUUCGCAUGACACGGGGAAAAUGCCGCCAGAUAUGUCCCGCUCAUCAUUUGGGUCGGCAAGCUCCGCUACUUACGACAGAGGUUGUAGGUAUGCUGCAGCAUUUCAUAACAACAUGCGCGACUAUAACAGGUCGACACGAACAGGGAACUUUGCACAUCAUCAAGCAGAAAAAGCAGUUGUGCGUCAUGUUGGUGAAGCAAAAAGGUGGCACCGGCAAGCAGUACAUGAUUUUAAAGCUGCCGUGAGUAAUGUUAACACUGGAGAGAAAGAUCAGAGUUUUAACUGGGUGUGUUACAAGUGUCAUCAGGCAUCAGAAAAAGCACUGAAAGCAGCAUGGUUUGCAAAGAAUGCAAAUAGGGCAACCACACGAGAACAUUCUCUAACAGCGAUUGCAAGCGGUCUAGAUGAUGGAGCUUUUCUAGUUGAGGCUAGCAGUUUAGAAGGUAUAACAGGAGAUUACUCAUGCAUGCGAUACCCAGACGCUGUUGCUGGACUCCAUCAGAUACCUUCGGAAGUGUUUGAUCGUACGAAAGCCGAGCAGGCAAUUGAAGUCACAAAGAGAAUACUAGACAUUGCAUCAGAUUUCAUCGCAUAGACUUGAAGAAAUACUGUUUUAUACUACAUUACGAAUAUUACAACGUGACCUAUAUAGUUGUAAAUAUUGCCAAUAAUUUUGCAUCCUAAAUGAAGUUACAUUGAACAUCCGCCAUGCACAUUUGGAUGAAAGCAUAGAUAAAUAACCUUUUUGCAUGCGGUAACUUUGCUUAAUAUUACAUAGCAUACAAGCGGCGUGUGUUUAACCUUUGUGUUAAAUGUGUAAUUAUAUAUAUAAAUUGUAAUUCAUUGGAAGUACCGAUUGUGCGGAUGUCACAGGAUGAGAAAAAUGUGCAGUCUGUUCGGGGCUCUAUUCCGACCAGGUUAACCGGCUGCAAUAUCUCCACUCUUCUAGUUAUUAAGUUGUAUACUUUGACAUGGACAGCAAAGUUUCAGUAAUAUAAGAUAUAUAACAGACGUUACUAAAGUAAUGACGCGACGUAAUUUUGACGUUAUUUGUCUCAAAGGGGUAUAAUUAAUAUUGUUUUUUGAUUAUUUAGAAUUUAACUGUCACUGUAGUCUGUUGAGGUUUGGUUUUUAAAGCAUUUUAUGAAAUAAUUUUCUUUCACUAGCUGAACUUAGCUGAAGUACUAUCUAAUUUCAUUUUAAAAAAUGGAACAUUUGAAUCUUUGGACCUUUAUUACUGCAAAUAUCUAUAUGGUUACUUGGUGGAAUUUGUCUAGUUGAAGGGUAUUUUAUUUGUUGUGCGUGAAUAGUUCUUCUUCAUCUUAAUUUAUCGCCAGUUUGGCCGAUAUAAUAUUCUUCACAUCCGUUGCAGGUGAUUACAUACAGUAGAUUUUUACAUCACAGGACAUAUUUUCAUUUACAUAAAACGUUUUGCCGUUAAAGUUGUAGCAAUUGCUUUCUUUUAUAUGUUUGCAUAAACUACAGUUUGGUCUUUUGCAAUUUGUAACAGUAAAUUUUCCGCUUUUAUCAGACUUUAUUGUAAAUCUAGCUUUUGUCAAUAGUUUUUUAAGGUUUGGUGGUUGCCGUUUGCUUUUGAUAAAUUUUGAAUUUGCGAGUACCUUUUUCAUUUUGGUGUCUGACAUUUUAUAGGUAAAUUAUUUGUGAUAAUUGUAUAUAGUUUUUAGGGUUGAAUGUAGACACGUAAGUAUUGUGUUUUUAUGUGGUUUGAUUUGUGUUUUAUGUAGUGUCUCUCUUGGAAUUUUAGGUGUUUUGCUGAUUCCAUUUUGGAUGAAAGUUUGAGGAUAAUUUCUGUUAAGAAGCGAUGACAUAUUCUUGUAAGCGUAUAUUCCUAAUGUUAGUA
Mercenaria mercenaria is the source of this 14174-nucleotide messenger RNA. RefSeq names its product sacsin-like. The transcript is spliced from 4 exons. Lineage: Eukaryota; Metazoa; Mollusca; Bivalvia; Venerida; Veneridae. Bases 606 to 12908 code for a protein of 4100 amino acids. Gene Ontology annotation, molecular function: Hsp70 protein binding. The record is from RefSeq and is a predicted model, not a curated record.